AUGACUUCAUUUCUCAAAAAACUCCGCUCAAAAUCACCACAAAAACAACGAGUUGCUCUACCAAUUAUGAAUGGUUAUUUACCACAACAGCAACAACAACAUAAUCAAUUUGUGAGUUAUAUAAUUUAUGUUUCAAAGUUCAAAAAAUACGGAUUUUGCAGCUUCCCCCUCAAAACUAUCCGCCAGUUUGUUAUCUUCCACUUCCGCCAUCUCCGAAACCUCGAAAUUCUCCGCUAACUGCAAGAUCUGGGAGUAAUUUGAAUAAUGGAAGUAAUCAGUCAAGUGUAAGUGUUUGAGAUUUGGAAAAAAAGUUAUGACGUGGAAAAACUGAAUUUAAAAAAAUAUGGACAUCGCAUAGAUUUUUCUCACAAACUCCUCUCAUUUCUUAGGACUCAUUCGGAAUCCACAGCUGGAAUACCGAACCUCAAAUGAGCGAAGAUCGAUACUAUCUGCAAAACGGUAACCUUUCCGAUCCCACCGAUGGUCCGGGACCACUAAUGCGAGCCCGUUCACAUUCGCCACGAAAACAGCGGAGAGAAACACAGGAAGAGAAAAAAGUGAAGAGUAAAUCAAAAAGUCCGCAGAAAAAACAUCAUCGAACGGUGAUAAAUCAAUUGGAUUAUUUGAAUUCGCAGUGUCAUUUGGAGGGUUGUUCCGCUAAUGUUGUAGUUCAUGUGAGUACAUUUUUCUUGAGAGGAAACUGAUUUUGAAAUAAACAUUUAUUGAUUUUUCAGUCAACCCGAUUUCUUCUCUGCCGCCAUCAAUUAUGCCACGCUUCCGAAUAUUUUAAAGACAUGUUAAGAGAUCGAAGAACCGAGGAUGAUAUUCAUGUGAGUCAAAAACGUUUCAAACAUUCUUAAUGAUCCUUUAAAUCUGCAGGUUACUGUAUCUAGCAUGUCUGAACCUUCUCCAUCUACACAAUUUCGAUGGUUUAUUGAAUCGUGUAUUCCAUGUCCAGCAUUGAAAGAUAUUUCCGACGAAACUUUGGAGACUUGUAUGAGGUUAUCCAAACGAUUUCACGCAAAAGGGUUAGAAUUACGGUGUUCCAAGUUUAUUAUUGAAAAUGUGAGUUUUUCUGACAUAUCAAGGGAUUUGGAGAAUGGAUUUCUUUUAAAUAUAAAAGAGCAAUCUUCCUACACCUCAAAUCUUUCUAGCCCUAACUCACACUUUUUCAGUCGUGUUCACGCCAACCAAUAGUUGCGCUAUGUUGGCUGAAUUGGUCGCUUAAACACAAAUACGAACCGCAGACGCAAGCUUCGCUUCUUCCGGCGGUCGCAAGAUUAUCUCUAAAUUCCCUAGAAAGGCAUCGACACAUGUUGACAGAGAAGAUUUAUUCCGAAAUUUUGACAGCUAAGCUACGAGGAACUUAUGAUAAGGUAACCCCAAAGCCUUACAUCACUUCAACAUACCAAUCUGUUUUCAGGCAGUUCAAGUGUUUCGAACAAUCCAUCGUAUGGAUCAUUUCACAAUCGAUCUCGAAAAAUGUCCAAAAUGUCAACGAUCUCGAGAUGGAAUGCGAGUAAAAGUGCACUGUGAUCCAUGUCGAAAACAAGUCGGAUGUGAUCGAUGUCAUCCGAGUGGAUGUGAAAUUGAAGCAAAGGCCGGCGAAGAUCUUCAAGCAUUUUUCCAAUGCAAACAUCAACUUGUUCCAUUAAAUGAUGCUACUGAUGAAUGUCAUUGUCAGAUUCCAAUUUUGGCACAUCAUUUAGGAGCAAUAGCACAUUUUCGACAACCACAACAGAAUCAAAUUGAACAAGAGUCACAGUAUAUCAAUUCGCCAAUUCUCAGGAGUAAAAGACAAUAAAUAUUUUGACUUUUUUGUGUGAAGUGUAGAUCUCAAGUUUUGAUUUUUCUGGAUCUGGAAUUGAUUCUCUAAUUUUCUCAUGUGUCCGACACUCUGAUCUGAUUGUUUGAACUUUCUGGCCCCAAAUCUCAGAUUCUUUCUUGUUUAUAAAGUCUAGACUCUAGACAUUUUCAUCACAUAAAAAUCUCACCCAAAUCUUCAUUUUUUCUCAAAGAAUAUUCCGAUAUUCGAAAUGAGAUUUUUCCUUCUUCUAGCAAUUCUAAUUGUUUCAACACUUCAGUUCGACGCUGAAUCUCUAGAUUUCGGCGCUCGGCGAAGAAUCAAACGAAGUGCCACUUCUUCACCUCUUCCAACUGAUCCCCCAAGUUCUGAUUCUUGGGAAGAAGAUUCUGAUGAAUAA
Caenorhabditis angaria is the source of this 2204-nucleotide messenger RNA. NCBI's taxonomy places the organism in Eukaryota, Metazoa, Nematoda, Chromadorea, Rhabditida, Rhabditidae. The record is from the annotation of a GenBank genome assembly.